AUGCCGCCAGUAAUAUCCGCUGCUAAGAAGGCUCCUUCGCUGAAGCUGCUCAUAGCGAGGUUGAACGAUGUCCAGGCUUCUUUCAACGACAUCUGGCGUUUCGUGGAAUACUACGAAGAAACUGCAACUGUUACAGAUGUUGACAUUCGGUUAGAGAAGGUAGAUGAGCUAUGGGGGAAGUUUUGUGAUACAUUGGUAGAGAUUAGGGCACAUGAAGAUUAUCUCGCGGAUGAGGAAUCGUACGAUAAGGACCGACAGGAAUUUAGUGAUAGGUAUUAUCGAGCCAAAUCAUUCCUCGUAGAUAAAUCUAAGAAGCUGCAGGGUCCAAUGGGGCUGGAACAGUCUGUUCGAAUGAACGAUUCAGUGGUUUAUGGUGUUGAUCGCGUGCGUCUCCCUCAAAUAAUUUUACCUUCAUUCAAUGGGGACAUAGAUGAGUGGCUGAGUUUCCGAGAUCUAUUCACUUCACUCAUCCACCAUAAAACGGAGUUACCAGAGGUGGAGAAGUUCCACUACCUCAAGGGUUGUCUUCAGGGGGAACCGAAAAGCCUGAUAGAUCCGCUGAAAAUUACAAGGGCCAAUUAUCAAAUUGCCUGGGAUAUGUUGUUGAAGCGUUUUGAUAACAGUAAACAGUUGAGGAAACGUCAAGUACAAUCGCUAUUUAAGCUUCCAACAUUAACCAAGGAAUCAGUCAGCGAACUUCACAUCUUGUUAGAGGGAUUCGAGAGGGUCGUGAAAAAUUUAGAUCAAGUCAUAGAACCGGAGGACUAUAAGGAUCUACUGCUUGUCCACCUACUUACAGCACGACUUGACCCGGUAACACGCAGAGGCUGGGAGGAAUUCUCUACGUCCAAGGAGCAAGAUACAUUGUCCGACUUAACGGACUUCAUUCGGCGACGUGUUCAAAUGCUUGAAUCUCUUCCCAGCAAAUCCGUUGAUGUUAAAGGACCAAACCCACUCCAACAGUUUUCGAAACCGAGAACAGCGUUUACGAAAACCAAUUAUAGCAGCAUGCAGAGUUUCGAAGGGCGUUGUGUGGCCUGUAAGGGCGAGCAUCUAUUGUACCAAUGUCAAGUGUUUCAUCGGCUAGAGGUAGCGGAAAGAGACGCACUUUUAAGGACCCAUUCGCUUUGCCGCAAUUGUUUUCGGGUAGGACAUCAGGCGAAGGAUUGUAAAUCCAAGUUUUCAUGUCGAAAAUGCCAGGGUCGACACCAUACAUUGGUAUGCUUCAAGACAGAAAGGGAAGGCUUCACGAAGGGUACGGUGGUUGCAAAGGGCAAGGAAUCUGGAUCAAAGGCAUCAACUUCAACCCAAACAGCAAAUGUGUCAACCAAAACCGUUUGCACAACGCAGCAGUUCUCUUCUCAGGUGUUACUGGCUACUGCUGUUGUCUUGAUGGUGGAUGAUAGUGGUCAGGUGUUCCCCGCUCGUGCUUUAUUGGAUUCAGGUUCCGAGAGUAAUUUUAUAUCAGAACGGCUGAGUCAGCGGAUGUGUGUCAGCCGAGAAAGAGUGGAUAUAUCGGUUCUAGGAAUAGGUGAAGCAGCUACAGAAGUCAAAUACCGAAUUCGGGCGAUGGUACGGUCGCGAGUGUCCGAAUACUCGAGGGACAUGGAUUUUUUAAUUCUGUCGAAGGUCACAGUGAAUCUUCCGACUUUAACGGUUAAUACGGAAGGGUGGUCGAUUCCAAACGGUGUUGAGCUGGCUGAUCCUGCAUUCUUCCAAUCGAAAGGAGUGGACGUAGUCUUGGGCAUCGAAGCAUUCUUCGAGUUUUUCGGAACUGGUAGAAAAAUUACGUUAGGUGAGAGACUACCAGCGUUGAAUGAAUCAGUCUUCGGCUGGGUAGUGUGUGGAGGUUUGUUAGUACCGAGUCAAUCAAUUCAAGUCAACUGCAACAUAUCUGCAUCAGGAAACUUGGAGUCAUUGGUCGCAAGAUUCUGGGAAUAUGAAGAGAUUGGAGUAUCAAACUAUUAUUCGCCGGAAGAAACUCGCUGUUCAGAACAUUUUGAACGAACGGUACAGCGUGGAAUAGAUGGCCGAUUCACGGUGACAUUGCCCAAGGAUGAGGGUGUCCUUCGUAGAUUAGGAAAAUCGAAAGAAAUCGCACUAAGACGUUUGCAGGGAACCGAACGAAGACUGUUGCGUGAUACUCUACUACGUGAUCAGUAUUUGGCGUUCAUGCAGGAGUACCUUCAGUUCGGUCACAUGAGAAGGGUUGAUAAGGUUUCUGAUGAGGUUCAACGAUGUUAUCUACCUCAUCACCCGGUAGUCAAGGAGACUAGCACUACCACAAAACUACGUGUUGUCUUUGAUGCAUCUUGUAAAACUUCGACAGGAGUAUCAUUAAAUGACGGAUUGCUGGUGGGGCCAGUGAUUCAGGAAGAUCUACGAUCAAUAAUUCUUCGGUGUCGCACGAAGCAGAUCAUGCUCGUUGCCGAUGUAGAGAAGAUGUUCAGGCAAAUAAACAUCUGUCAAAGGGAUAAACCACUGCAAUCGAUUCUCUGGCGAUCUUCUCCCGACGACGAGCCAGAGACCUACGAGCUGGGCACGGUCACGUACGGCACUAAACCUGCACCAUUUCUUGCUACUCGUACACUUAAGCAGCUUGCCAUGGAAGAAGUCAGUCGUUUUCCUCUGGCAGCCAAGGCAGUUUGUGAGGAUACCUACAUGGACGAUAUCAUUACCGGAGCGGAUGCAGCGGAUUUGGCCAUCGAGUUGAGGAUGCAGCUCGAUAAAAUGAUGAGUGCUGGUGGGUUUCACCUCCGGAAGUGGGCGUCGAGUUCUCAAUUAGUUUUAGAAGGAAUCAAAGAGGAAAAUUUAGCGAUUCGAGACUUGGAGGGUAUUAAUUUGGACCCAGAUCCGUCAGUGAAGACACUGGGCCUGACUUGGCUGCCGAAAACAGACACUUUAAAGUUUCAAUUCAAUAUUCCGUUACCGAUUACAACCACAGCACUAUCUAAGCGACAAAUCCUUUCGGUAAUAGCUACGCUGUUCGACCCUUUGGGACUCCUGGGAGUUACUAUUACAAGAGCCAAGAUCUUUAUGCAAAUGUUGUGGACGUUGAAAGAUGAAAAGGAUGAAAGGAUGAAUUGGGAUACCCCGGUACCUUCGACGGUGGGUGAGAUCUGGCGCAGUUAUCACCGACAGCUUUCACUACUAAAUGAAAUCCGGAUUGAACGCUGUGUUAUAAUACCAGAUCCAAUUCUGGUCGAGAUACAUUGCUUCUCUGAUGCGUCUGAGAAAGCAUAUGGAGCAUGUGUAUACAUCAAGAGCAUGGAUUCGAGUGGAAGUAUAAGAGUUAGGUUGCUAUCGUCCAAAUCAAGGGUUGCUCCAUAA
Toxorhynchites rutilus septentrionalis is the source of this 3330-nucleotide messenger RNA. RefSeq lists its product as uncharacterized. The record is from RefSeq and is a predicted model, not a curated record. The transcript has a single exon. Gene Ontology annotation, molecular function: nucleic acid binding; zinc ion binding. NCBI's taxonomy places the organism in Eukaryota, Metazoa, Arthropoda, Insecta, Diptera, Culicidae. The coding region runs from base 1 to 3330 and encodes 1109 amino acids.